Messenger RNA from Penicilliopsis zonata CBS 506.65, 799 nucleotides. RefSeq lists its product as hypothetical. NCBI's taxonomy places the organism in Eukaryota, Fungi, Ascomycota, Eurotiomycetes, Eurotiales, Aspergillaceae. Bases 44 to 757 code for a protein of 237 amino acids. Gene Ontology annotation, molecular function: nucleic acid binding. The record is from RefSeq and is a predicted model, not a curated record. The transcript has a single exon.
UAAACAACAGCAGCAGCAAUGCUACUGCGAAGGAAGAAGAGAAAUGACGGACGAAGAUUACUUCCUUCCCCUUGAAGACCAGCGCGUCUUUGGUGCCGGAAUCAGCCGCAAACGAGUCCAGUUUGUGCCAUCAUCGGAACAUCUUACGACCACCUCCUCCUCGAUCCAGCCCGCGACAACCGCAACGGAGAUCGCUAAUAAGUACCUAUCGAUCGUGCUACCAGAGAAGCCCUCCGCAGAGGGGGAAAAAGAGACUGUGUCUGUGCUGUCGUCUCCAGUUCGCCGAUGUGAAGUGUGCCGUCUCCCUCUCGCAGACGAAGGAGAAGAAGAAGAUGAUGAUCAAGGCACCAAAAGAACGACGUCCACAACGAAGCCCCAUGAAUCAUCUCUCGCCCAUCAGGUCUGCCUGGAACACUCGCACCCACCUUCGCAUCUCGACCGGACGAGACACGGCCUACGCUAUCUCUCUGCGUACGGCUGGGAUCCAGACAGCAGGCUAGGCCUGGGCGCCCCCGGUCGGGAGGGAAUUCGCGACCCUCUCAAGCCGCAGGUGAAGAACGAUACGGUCGGCUUAGGUAUCAAGAGGCAUGCCGAUGGAGAGAAAGAGAAGGCUAAACCAGCGGCGAAGGUGCAGAAGACACAGAAGUUAAAUGCGAAGCAGGCGAGAAUGGGGUACGCUCGGGCGCAGAAGAAGAGCGAUAGACUGCGGGAAAUGUUCUUUCAGAACGACGAUGUGCAGCGGUAUUUGGGGGAGUAGAGGGAGACUGCUUUUCCGGCGUUUGUUUUUUUUUUUUUUUUU